UGAACGGACAGCGCUUGUUGGUUGUUGGUCUCCUCGCACACACAGGGCCCGAAAAAAGGAGCUGUUUUCCGAGGGAGUUUUGGCACAUGUUUUGGUUCCGCUACAGCUUCAGCUUCAGCUUCUUUUUCCCUUCGCUUCUUCGAUAAAUUGUAUCUUUGUAUCUUCGGUUUGUUCGCCUGUGUGUGGGCAAAAACUACCGCCCAAAUCGAGUGCCAAGUGACCAGAAAUCCACACCAAUCCCCUUACCAAAAAUCUUCUUCAAACGGGACAAAGACAAUCACAAAGAACAACAACGGAAAGUGCAAAAAACUUAGAUUAAUCUUAGAUUGGCUGCCGCAAAAAGGCAGUCAUUACAGUUACCAAACAAAAAGAACAGCAACCUACGAAUUUCUUAGUGUAUGUGUGUAUGUGUGUGUGACAUCCAAAUACUAUAUACUAUAUAGAAAAAAACAACAACAGGUGUUUCAGCCUUAACUUAUUGUCAAUACCAAAGAACCACAAUAUAAUUAAGCGCAGCAGCAGCUAUUAGUAGUUGUCCAUAAUUGAUAAGCAGAAACUUUAAUUUGCUGCGUGUCAAUUUUAAUAGUAUUUUUUGUCUGAGUGGGAGUGGGUGCGUGAGUGUGUGCGUGCGUGCGUGUGUGAGUGCGUGGGGGUGUGUAUGUGUGUGUGAUUGCUCGGCUCGGCGCACGUGCAACGAAAGAUGGUCGAGGAGUUCCUGGAGAAGUUGCCAGAAAUCGACACACGCUACGAGGAUAUUGUGCCCAUGGAACAAGUGAGCUCGAUGGUCUCCAACGGCGGCGGCAGUGUGGCCAUGCAGCGCGACGAUGAGUACAGGAAUCGGAUCAUGAAAAUACGUAGACUUGAUACACAAGCAAAACAUUCACAUGGAUUUCUCUAUUCGGACGAGGAAAUCAGCGAUAAGGCAUCAACAUGCGGAAAAUUGCUAAUAUUUCUCUCCGUGGCUCUUGUGAUAAUGACGCUACCAUUCAGUCUAUUCGUCUGCUUCAAGGUGGUGCAGGAGUACGAGCGCGCGGUUAUCUUCCGUUUGGGUCGUCUUAUGCAGGGCGGUGCCAAGGGCCCAGGUAUCUUCUUCAUCCUGCCCUGCAUUGACUCCUAUGCCCGUGUGGACUUACGUACCCGCACCUACGAUGUGCCACCGCAGGAGGUUCUCACAAAGGAUAGCGUUACGGUUUCGGUGGAUGCAGUGGUUUACUAUCGGGUAUCAAAUGCAACGGUCUCUAUCGCGAACGUGGAGAAUGCUCACCAUUCGACCAGGCUACUGGCACAGACUACUCUACGAAACACAAUGGGAACUCGGCAUUUGCAUGAGAUACUCAGCGAGCGUAUGACGAUUUCCGGCACAAUGCAGGUUCAACUCGACGAAGCCACCGAUGCCUGGGGCAUCAAAGUUGAACGUGUUGAAAUCAAGGACGUGCGCUUGCCAGUGCAACUGCAGCGAGCCAUGGCCGCCGAGGCAGAGGCUGCCCGAGAAGCCCGCGCCAAAGUCAUCGCCGCCGAAGGAGAACAGAAGGCGUCGAGGGCACUCCGAGAAGCGUCUGAGGUGAUUGGCGAUUCGCCGGCUGCACUUCAACUGCGUUACCUUCAGACACUCAAUACCAUAUCUGCGGAGAAGAACUCGACCAUUGUUUUCCCGCUGCCCAUCGAUUUAAUAACGUAUUUCCUCAAGACCACCGAGGCCACCACGCAACAGAAUGCCCGUGCAGCUGCGGCAGCUAUUGGCAAUACACCGCCGCCCUUGCAACUGGCGCCGCAACAGCAAAUGCAGCAGCAACAACAGCCGCAGUACCAGCAGCAACAGCAACCGCAGCAGCAGCAACAGCAGCCGCAGCAAUACCAACAGCCGCAGCAACAACAGCAGCAACAAGAUCAGCUGUAUCAACAAGGGCAGCAGAUCUCAUCAGCCAUGUAAAUCAGCUUAAGAUCAUAAAAGGUUCGGCCUUGUCGACUCCAAAAUGCCUUGCACAAAGUCAGCAGAAUGUGCUGGGGUUAUGCUUGAAGUUUGUUUACAAAUAUACUUCAGGGAUAUCGAAACAUCUUUAUCUUCUCAUGAAAAAUAGUUAUUAUAUCGAUAGAAUAAACAUGUAUUGGGAACACACGCAUGUUUCUUCGGUCGUUAAUAUAGGGUUUCAUUUCUGAACUAAAUAUCUCACGUCAAACUUAAGAUGUGUAUUCCGGUACACAUUUUAAGAGAUACUUAGCUUCGGCGAUUGGAAUUGAGAUAAGUAUUUUUAAUGAGGAAAUAUAGAUAAAUGCAUUUUCCUGGAGUUGAUGACAAACAAACUUCAAAAUUUAACUCAUAAUUUACUUGUGCAGUUCAUUUUAAACUUAAACCAAAAAAAAAAAACAACGGAAACAACGAUUCAUGAGAAUCAAAAACUUAGUUCAUAACACCGAUAAGUGCGAUUCGAAUGCGUUAGCCGACAGCAGAUCCUUUCGGAAGGAAGUGAUAAGGGAUCUGUGGUCAAAUAGAUACGAAAAUACAAAAGCCUAGAAUAGUUUCAUACGAGACGAAAGAUAGAGUUUAAUAUUUGUAGCUUUACGACCAGAGAAUGCAAUUCUAAAUAUUAAACGUAGUUCUAGCGGUGCAUUGAGAUAUUACCACACAACAUUCAGAAUCAAAGUAAAAUACUUAUUGUCAGAAAAAUAUAAUACUUUAAACGGUCUGCGGAUCGCUCAGGUGAGAAUUCUAAAACCAACCAGUUUUGAAAGUCUCGAAUUGCAAAAUUCGUAAUAGUCAAAAAUGGUUGGUUUGGUUUUGUAUUUUCACUCCGAACGCUGAGUGAUCCACUGAUCGUUGAACUUUUUUAUUUACCUUCAACGAAGGUCCAUUUCCUUAAAUGAUGGUUAAAGUAUUUAGUUAAUAUAUAAUUUAAAUAAACCUCUCUACCCCCUUAUGAUGAAACUACUCAAGUAAGGAAACGGGCCUGCGUCGAAACAUAAUAUCAAGGCGCUUGUAAAUGUUUUUCCUGUUAAUUAUUGAUGUAUUCUCGAUUAGAGUGCGCUUUGCUGUAUACUUAACAAUGAACAUCAGUUAGCCGGUAUACAGCAAAUGUACUGAUUUCCAUAAACCAAUUAAAACUUUAUAGGACUUUAAUAACUCUAGUUACGAGCAGUUGUACUUAUAUGGUACACCCCAACAUUCCUACUGUUAAUCUGUUUCAACUGGAAUUAAUCCAGUUGUUAUAUAGACCGAUCGAUCAAGUGGUCUUUAAAAACUGUUACAAGUUAGUUAAACCCACAACAAGUAUCGGUCGAAUCAAUGUUCGUAGGUCCAAAAUACGAAUGCCAAACAAUAAAUAAGAGUAAUACGAAUUUAUUGUACAUACAAUAAACAAAUAAAUAGAACAAUUAAGCAUUGAACGAACCAUUAAUUAAAAUUGAAUAUUCCUAUCGAUAUUCACAAUAUAUACAAACACACACACAAACACAACAAUAAAAGGAAGAAUUGACGUCAAGCUCUCUCUCAAAGUAGCAAGUGGCUACUUAACAGCGUUAGUAGUAAGUCUCAGUAGAUAUCGGACAGAAACGGACAGAAGAAGGAAGGAAACUAAAGUGAGAUGUAUCUAAAACACAAAAUCGUUUACUUUUUAGCGCACUUCAUGGAUUAAACAAAAAACAAAGUGUUAUUGAAUUAAUUAUAUAUACAUAUACAAACAUAACGAAUUACAUAUUAUGUACAAUUUUGCCUUUGAACAAUUUUUAAACGGAAACGAUUUCAUUAUCCACAUACGAUUUAGAUUAUAUGUGUAAAGGAACAAUAAAAAUUUCUUCAACUUUUUUGGUAUCCAAAAAAGGAAAAACAAAAGGCUUUUAUUUCUUAUUAAAUCAGAUAAUAAACUGGUAAGUAUUUAAAGUCAAGCCCCAUAACCAUAAUGAAAACGCACACUUCUUAGUUAUUACAUAUUUUUCAAUUUUAUUAGUUAUUAUCAUUAUUAUUUGUAUUAUGCAUUACACACCUAACCGACUUAACGGACACAUUUCCAUCAUUUUUCAUCGGCUAAAUUCAGUUUCCAUUCAUAUUUGCUUCGUGAAUCUGCGUAUUAUAAACCAUUAUCCGCCCGUACAUGACAAUUCUCGGUUGUUAUUUCUAUAAUUAUUCAUUCAUCAGACAUUGCAAUUCGUGUGUGUUAUUAUUAGGCAAUAACCGAUGUCAGCGCAUG
Messenger RNA from Drosophila eugracilis, 4181 nucleotides. RefSeq names its product band 7 protein CG42540. The coding region runs from base 701 to 1930 and encodes 409 amino acids. Gene Ontology annotation, cellular component: plasma membrane. The transcript is spliced from 11 exons. Lineage: Eukaryota; Metazoa; Arthropoda; Insecta; Diptera; Drosophilidae. The record is from RefSeq and is a predicted model, not a curated record.